Sorghum bicolor (sorghum) is the source of this 1897-nucleotide messenger RNA. Its product is annotated as hydroxycinnamoyltransferase 4. Gene Ontology annotation, molecular function: acyltransferase activity, transferring groups other than amino-acyl groups. Lineage: Eukaryota; Viridiplantae; Streptophyta; Magnoliopsida; Poales; Poaceae. The transcript has a single exon. The record is from RefSeq and is a predicted model, not a curated record. The coding region runs from base 217 to 1530 and encodes 437 amino acids.
UUUCAAAACGAAUUCAAUGGGUAGAAGAGUAAGGGCACAUGCCCUCAAGAGCAAAGAAAAACUUUACCAGUGUACUACCACCCGCGCUUUUCUCAGUGGGCUCUCACUCUCUAACCGUCACACUAAUUACAAUUUACAAGGUACAAGUACACCUCUAUUUAAACCCCCCGAGCAACCAUCAUCAUUCAACAGCUGCUCAGCACCACCCUGAGAGCAAUGGCGCCGACGGUGGAGGUGCUGACGUCGGAGGUGGUCGUCCCGGCCGAGGAGACUCCGGCGGGCAGUAUCUGGCUUUCCAACCUGGACCUCGCCGCGCGCCGCGGGUACACGCCCACGGUCUACUUCUUCCGGCCCAACGGUGACCCGGGGUUCUUCGCGGCGGACGUCGUCAAGGGCAGCCUCGCCAGGGCGCUGGUCCCGUUCUACCCGCUCGCGGGGCGGCUCGGGGCCGACGGCGCCACCGGGCGCGUCCAGGUGGACUGCACCGGCGAGGGCGCGGUGUUCGUGACGGCGCGGUGCGACUACGCGCUGGACGACCUGAUGCGCGAGUUCGUGCCGUGCCGCGCCAUGCGGGACCUGCUGGUGCCCCCGACGCCCGCGCCGAACCCGCCGUGCGCGCUCCUGUUCGUGCAGGUCACGUACCUGCGCUGCGGCGGCGUCGUGCUCGCGCUGUCCAUGCACCACUCCCUGUGCGACGCCCGUGGCGCCGCGCACUUCCUCGAGACGUGGGCGAGCAUCGCGCGCGGGGACGACGCCGCCGCGAACGCUCCCGUGCCGCCGUGCUUCGGCUACGGGCUGCUCGCCGCGCGCCCGGGCCCGGCGCGCGCGGUGCUGUACGACCACCCGGAGUACAAGCCGGAGCCUGUGUUGGACGCCGUCGCCGCCGCCGCGUCCGACGACGACUACGCGAGCGCCAUCAUCGUCAUGACCAAGGCGCAGGUGGGCGCGCUGAGGGCGCGGUGCCCGGGGGCGUCCACGUUCCGCGCCGUGGUGGCGCUGGUGUGGCAGUGCGUGUGCCGCGCGCGCGCGCUGCCGCCCGGCGCCGAGACGCGGCUCUACUCCAUGAUCGACAUGCGGUCGCGCCUGGACCCGCCGCUGCCGCCGGGGUACUUCGGUAACGCGGUGGUGCGCACGUCGGUGUCCGCCACGGCGGGGGAGGUGGUGGGCAACCCCGUGGGGUACGCGGCGCGGCGCGCGCUGGCGGCGACGAGCCAGGGGGACGACUACGCGCGGUCGCUGGUGGACUACCUGGAAGGCGUGGACGCCAUGAACCUGCCCCGGAGCGGCAUCUCGCGGGCGCACCUCCGCGCCAUCAGCUGGGUGGGCAUGUCGCUGUACAAGGCGGACUUCGGGUGGGGAGCGCCGGCGUUCAUGGGGCCGGCGCUCAUGUACUACAGCGGCUUCGUGUACGUCAUGAACGCGGCCGGGAAGGAAGGUGCCCUCGCGCUCGUGCUGUCGCUGGAACCGGAGACCAUGCCGGAGUUCAGGAAGGUGUUCGCCGAGGAGCUCGCCGGGCUGGAGGUGCUGUAGUGCAGUGCAGACAUGCAUAUAGCUCCGAGGAGCAGCUAGCCGCUAGUGCAUGGUUGCAUGCGUGGAACGUACGUGUGGUGAUUAUAUAGACAUGACACGUAUGUGGAACGUGACGUGUGUGUGUGUGCGCCAGCGAGCGGAACUGCGUAGAUACAGUAUUGCUGUUGAUCCAUGCCCAUGCCAGGUUAUUACGAACGUCCAUGGCGCAUGUGCUACUACUCCUACAUCGUAAAUGCAUGUGAACGAGACUGUCCAGCUCUAGACUGUGCAGUCUUUGGAUGCUUCAUGCAGGCCUAUAUGGAUGUUUAUAUUGGUUUUCAUAUAAAUAUAUAGUACAUGACAAAUAAACAGAACACAUAUUUGGAUA